UGCAGCGUUAAACAAGGAACCACCCAACCAACUUUAUAUGCAUUUCAGGAUUCUCAGACCGACAGUAUGCUGGAACUCUGGAAACAAGUGAUAUAAAAGGUCCAUCAGGCAUGGCUUUUAGCAACGUUCACGAAGACGUUAUGUACGUCAUCAACAACGGCGAUACAGGAUUAGGCACCUCUAUAACGGCCCUCAACAAAACGGGCGAAAAACUGAAUGUCUUUGUCCUUGCAGGUGCCCGCAACAAUGAUUGGGCUGCCCUGCAGAUAGCUCCAUGUGCCCCGACAAGUUCUCGUAGCUGCAUCUACAUCGGCGAUAUCGAUCAACAAGACAGGAACGGCAAAGCCUUGAGCAACAUCUACAUAUGCGAGGAACCUGAUGACAUCUUUAGCGGAAAUAAACUUGUGCUGAAAGAGAAGAUUAGGAUAACGGACCUCGAUGACUCUGCGAAGCUGAUGCUGGUGUCCCCAAAAGCAGACAUAUACGUCAUACCACAGCAUCACGAGGAAUCACCCCUUUACAAGAUCACGAAUGGAAGAGCCGAAGAAAUCUGCCAGUUCAAGUUUGAAUCCCAGUGGUCUGGACCUGUUGAUGGUGACAUAUCAGCCGAUGGCGACAUGGUGUUGAUUAAGACAUUCGACUUCGUGUACUACUUUUACGUACCAGACAAAAACUACACCAAUGCCCUUUGUAGUGAUACUGAGCGUGUGGCGCUGAGGUACACUUGGGAAAAUCUUGGAGAAGUUGUAACCUUCAGCCCUGAUGCCAUGUCAUAUUACACCUGUAAUAAGCAGCUUUAUUCCCCGCUAUGGAGGUACGACCGAUUGAAGGUAAAAGAAGUGGACUAGAAGAAGAAUACGAAGAAGAAGAAAAAAGAAGAGGAAGUUUAUUGUAU
Molecule: messenger RNA, 895 nt
Organism: Haliotis rubra (blacklip abalone)
Lineage: Eukaryota; Metazoa; Mollusca; Gastropoda; Lepetellida; Haliotidae
Exons: 3
Coding region: 111-848 (245 amino acids)
Source: RefSeq, a predicted model, not a curated record